GCACAAACAACGCUCGAUUGGCAGCCAUGCUCCGACAACUGGCCGUAUACCACAGCCGUGAUCCCUACAACCUGUUUCUCGUCCGCUUGGCUCAAGGUUUGACUCACCUAGGCAAAGGCACAAUGACACUGAGCCCAUGGCAUUCAGAGCGUUUUUUGUCACGCGCAGUUGGCAUAUCCGGUUUGCUCACCUUGCUGGUCUCCUGUCUGGACAUGCGCACAACAUUCAUGGGUCGGCACGAUUAUUUGAUAUUCUAUCUGACACCAGCAAUCCAGCCACGGUUGCUCAUGACAUUUGACGAGGACUUAAAACCGUUGCCUGUCACAGUUCGUGUCGGGCAAGCUGUGGAUGUCGUUGGGCAGGCUGGUAGACCGAAAACUAUUACUGGUUUCCAAACUUAUACAACCCCGGUGUUAUUGUCCUAUGGCGAACGAGCCGAACUUGCAACAGACGAAUACCUGUCAGUUACACAGUUGCCAUUGGAAGGCUUCGUGCUGUUGAAAAAGAAUCCAGAGUACGAAGAAGCGACCGCUU
This is a messenger RNA of Opisthorchis viverrini, 534 nucleotides long. RefSeq lists its product as hypothetical. Lineage: Eukaryota; Metazoa; Platyhelminthes; Trematoda; Opisthorchiida; Opisthorchiidae. The transcript has a single exon. The record is from RefSeq and is a predicted model, not a curated record. Gene Ontology annotation, biological process: proteasome-mediated ubiquitin-dependent protein catabolic process. The annotation marks the transcript as partial. Gene Ontology annotation, cellular component: proteasome storage granule; nucleus; proteasome regulatory particle, base subcomplex.